UUAACAUAUCUGCCGAUCUGCGGAAUUAACAAAAUUCGUCUAAAUUAAGGAAUUUGACAAUAAUUUAAUAAAAAUUAGGUAAAUUAAGUUUUGCAAAAAUGAUCACACUUGUGCUACAUAAUCAUAUGACAGAUAUUAAGAAAUUACUUCAACAAAAAGUAGCGUUAAAAAAAAUUUUUUCUUUCGUAAAUUUCCUAUUAAACUCCCCAUCAACUCCUCCAUCAACUUUUCAAACAGUUUUUACAUCAAAAAAAAUUUAUUUAGAAAGCAAAAUUAUUCAAAAAAAAUCUUUUCAAUAAAUAAAUAACUCUAAAUAUUAAUAAUGAUGUUUUAGCGAAUUUAGAUUAUGUAUUGAUUAGUUGUUUAAUUAAAAUCUAUUUGAUAUUUAUUAUUAAUU
Rhizophagus irregularis DAOM 181602=DAOM 197198 is the source of this 397-nucleotide messenger RNA. The record is from RefSeq and is a predicted model, not a curated record. Lineage: Eukaryota; Fungi; Glomeromycota; Glomeromycetes; Glomerales; Glomeraceae.